Molecule: messenger RNA, 834 nt
Organism: Diversispora eburnea
Lineage: Eukaryota; Fungi; Glomeromycota; Glomeromycetes; Diversisporales; Diversisporaceae
Source: the annotation of a GenBank genome assembly
AUGUGUGGAUAUGCUAUGGCACCUAUGUCAACAGAUUUAUUAUGUCUUUUGGCAACUACCACGGGAACAGGAUUAUGUGUAGCUUCAGCGAAUGCAUUUAAUCAAUGGAUAGAAAUUCCAUAUGAUGCACAAAUGUCACGUACACGUAACAGAGUUCUUGUACGUAAUGCUUUAUCACCUUUUCAUGCAUUCACAUUUGGUACAAUAACUGGAAUUGUUGGAGUAGGAAUUUUAUCAACAAUGGUUAAUCAACUUACAGCAAUAUUAGGAGCUUCAAACAUUUUUUUAUAUACAUGUAUUUAUACUCAAAUGAAACGAAUGACUAUAGCUAAUACUUGGGUUGGAUCAAUGGUAGGAGCCAUACCACCAAUUAUGGGAUGGGCGGCAUGUACAAAUAAUUUGGAAAUUGGAUCUUUAAUUUUAGGAUCAAUUUUAUUUGCUUGGCAAUUUCCUCAUUUUAAUGCACUUGCUUGGAAUAUGAGAUUUGAUUAUGAAAAAGCAGGAUAUAAAAUGAUGGUUGUAAAAAAUCCUUCAUUAAAUAGUAGAGUAUCUUUAAGAUAUGCAUUAGCAUUAUUUCCACUUAGUAUUAUGAUUCCUUUUACUGAAAUGACAACUUGGUGGUUUGCAUUAGAUUCAAGUUUAAUUAAUAGUGUCCUUUUAUUAGGAGCUUAUCGAUUUUGGAAAGAUUCAAAUGAUAAAUCUGCAAGAGAUUUAUUUUUCGCUAAAAUUGAAAAUUUUGUUGAUAAAGAAAUCGAAAAAGAAUUCAACGUUUCUAACAUUGAACGCAAACAACAUGAAGAGGAAAUUGGAUUCAAUUUUUCAUUUGGAGGUUGA